This is a messenger RNA of Lampris incognitus (smalleye Pacific opah), 2372 nucleotides long. RefSeq names its product protein phosphatase, Mg2+/Mn2+ dependent, 1Ba (gene ppm1ba). The record is from RefSeq and is a predicted model, not a curated record. The coding region runs from base 360 to 1574 and encodes 404 amino acids. Gene Ontology annotation, molecular function: magnesium ion binding; manganese ion binding; protein serine/threonine phosphatase activity. Gene Ontology annotation, cellular component: cytosol; nucleus. Lineage: Eukaryota; Metazoa; Chordata; Actinopteri; Lampriformes; Lampridae. Gene Ontology annotation, biological process: protein dephosphorylation; positive regulation of canonical Wnt signaling pathway; positive regulation of canonical NF-kappaB signal transduction. The transcript has 6 exons.
CAAAGCACAGAUAUCUGCUCCUGUGACGAGUAUUUUAUUUUUUAAGUAGAGGCCCACGCCAAUGUUAUUCGUCUGGCACUUUCUCGGUUACAGUGCCAGACAUGUAUAUAAAGGCCUUAUUGCGAUGUAGGGACAUGCUGAAAGGAGAAUGAUCGUGUAAAAUGCUAGGUAGCACCAUCGAUGCUAGCUGACGACCUCGGUGCGACAAACGACAGUUGCUAACACAAGCUAGCCGGCUAAACCUUUUAAAACAGCCUUUGGUAAUUUGCCACACCUGCCACCGAAGCCUUGAGAAGGACUUGUAACAUCUAUUUCCACCCCUAGAGAAGUUGUGUUGGUGGUCUCUGAAGGGCAGAGCCAUGGGGGCUUUUCUGGACAAGCCCAAGACAGAGAAGUACAACUCUCAUGGUGAGGGCAAUGGUCUACGCUAUGGCCUGAGCUCCAUGCAAGGCUGGAGGGUGGAGAUGGAGGACGCCCACACAGCUGUAGUGGGUCUCCCUGCCCCUGGCCUGGCUGACUGGUCAUUUUUUGCUGUUUAUGAUGGUCAUGCCGGCUCAAGGGUGGCCAACUACUGCUCCAAACACCUUCUGGAGCACAUCAUCAGUGCUAGCCUUGGAACCACUGGGACACAAGGCUUGCAGGGCUCCCAUUCUGGCUCAGACAGCUCCACAGUUGACCAUCCGGCCUCAGCCCCGCCCUCUGUGGAGGCAGUGAAAACUGGAAUCCGUACAGGUUUCUUGCGGAUCGAUGAGCACAUGCGCAGCUUCUCAGACCUGCGAAAUGGAAUGGACCGUAGUGGUUCGACAGCGGUAGGCGUCCUCUUGUCACCUGACCACCUUUUCUUCAUCAACUGCGGGGACUCGCGAGCCGUCCUCUACCGCAACUCUCAUGUUUGCUUCUCCACGCUUGAUCACAAGCCCUGCAAUCCACGGGAGAAGGAGCGCAUCCAGAAUGCUGGUGGUUCGGUGAUGAUCCAGAGGGUCAAUGGAUCCUUGGCAGUGUCAAGAGCCCUGGGGGACUACGACUACAAGUGUGUGGAUGGGAAGGGCCCCACGGAGCAGCUAGUCAGCCCUGAACCAGAGGUGUUUGAGAUAGUCCGGGCCCCUGAACAGGACCAGUUUUUGAUCCUAGCAUGUGAUGGUAUCUGGGACGUCAUGUCUAAUGAGGAGCUGUGCGAGUUUGUCAAGUCCAGGCUGGAAGUUUCUGAUGAUCUGGAGAGGGUCUGCAAUGAGGUGGUGGACACCUGCCUGCACAAGGGGAGUCGGGAUAAUAUGAGUGUUGUGGUAGUGUGUUUGCCCAGCGCUCCCAAAGUAUCAGAGGAAGCUGUGAGGAAAGAUGCUGAGCUCAACAAGUACCUGGAGUCUCGAGUAGAAGAAAUGCUGUCCCGGUCAGGGGAGGAAGGGGCUCCAGACCUGGUGACAGUGAUGAGGAACCUGUCAGCUGACACCAUCCCCAAUCUGCCACCAGGGGGAGGCCUUGCCAGCAAACGCAGUGUUAUUGAAGCAGUAUACAAUCGGCUGAACCCACACAGGGAGGAGGAUGGGAAUGGAACGGAGUUGGAGGACCCCUGGUAGCUGUCCAGAGCGUCGGCUUGAUCCAAAAACCAAGGACAACUUUUCACACAAAAUCACAUCUGUACUCAACUUUUUAUGCUUUUUUUCUACAAUACUAAGAGAUCAAGUGCAACAGAAAUGCUGCCAUUUUUUUUUAAUCCUCACCAAAACAUCUAACCCAGAGGGCCGUCGCAACGGUUUUUGUUUUCUUUUUAUAAAACAGAACAGGGGAAGAAACAACAGUGAUGGUUGUAUUAAAACUGAGUUGCUGUAGAAGAGAAACAAAAGCUCGAAUUUGUUUUUUUGCCCCUUGAUUUCAUGCUUUUAUUGUGGUGAUUUUUUUUUUGUUGUUUUUUUGGUCUGAUUGGAAACACAUGAGCACCCCUACUUGGACGCUGUGGGGCGCAGUGACUUCAUGAUGCUCUAUGGUGCCUUGCUCAGAAUUGAGAAAGAAGGGAGGUCCUUGCAGCUAGACAGCCGGACAGCCAGCCAUUCUGUACACAAACCAGCUGGCCGGGGAUGUCUGAAAGACACUGAAUAGAUGGAAGUGGCUUGCCGGCUGCAUUUUUGGCAUUAUUUGUUUGAAGUGUAAGUACUUUACAUGCACCUGACUGGCAGCCAGGCAGCUACUUGGUCUUGAGAGCCGAGUCACCCGCCACCACCACCGACAGUGGCUUCUGACCAGUGGCUGGUGCCCACAUCCAUCAGCCUCAUCUGCACAGACACCUGACUGAGUAGACCAACCUUCACAGGACUAAAGUUAUUCCUGUUCCUAAUGUCCAGGAUUCAUGACUCCUGGUUGGAAACCACGUACUACAG